UAUAAAAAUUAUGUUUAAUGUUAAUGUUUUGUUUAUGCACAAAAUAAAGAUUGUCAAAAGUAAAGGACUAUUAUGUAAAUAAAAAAGCUUAACAUUAAAAUGAGGUUGUGAAUAGUGUUCCCUCAAAUUUGAGGGAAUACUGUUCAUAUUCUCAUUUUUUUUCCUUCAAAAUGAAAUACUAUUGGAGAUGGAUUUCCCUCAUUUUUUGAUAUUUUCCCUCAUUUUGAUGCACCAUUGGAGAUGCUCUUACACUUACAUCUGAGAGCUUUGUUUUGUGGUAUAUCCUCCAAGCUUUGUUCAACUCAAUUUUGUCACUCUAAUUCAUUGAUUUCUCUAGUGAAUUUCAGUGCAUAACUAAUCUUAUUUUCCCCCCCAUUUUUAUGUUUUAUAGUUGCAGAGUGUUGAUUCUAAAGGUGGAUGAAGAAGAAUCAUCUAAGAUUUAGCACUAGUGAAUGCAAUAUAGAGCCAUUGCUUUGAGGUUGCAAAGAUGGUGAGGCAACAAAGAGCCUCUACGGUUCAUGAGGAUAGAUAUCAUCGACGCAAAGAUGAGCUGGUGAAGCGUGAUAUGUUGGAUCCACCAAGCUAUCUUCGACGAAGAAGAACUCAAGAUAUCCGUGGAAAGGCCUUGAGUUUUUGGUGUUUUGGAUUGGAAACAGUUUGAACAUUCCAAGGUGGAUUCUACUUCACAAGGAACCGAAGGAACUUUGUGUAGUUAUGACACUGAUCCAAUGGAAGCUUCUACAAGCUCCUUGGAGCUAGAUUUAUACAUACCGUCAUCGGUAAAAUGAAGACUAACUCGGACUCAGCAACGCGCAAAUCAGAAUCUGUUUUGUUCGGUGUUGAGACAAACGAAGAGGUUGCAGCUAUUGUUCAGACAAGAAACAGAGUUCAGAAGCAGAGUAUAACUAGUGUUAUACUCCCGAGUGGAGCUCACACACUUCCUAAAGACGGUAACACCACCCCUUUGACGUUGAUUAAGCGGUGGGAGUCCGGUGGAUCAUGCGACUGCGGUGACUUGGACAUAGGUUGCAAACUCCGUGUCUUGUCUAAUGAUCAUCGUACAAAGUCUCAAACUUUCUCUAGUUUUCAACUGUUUGAUCAUCAGGAAAAAACUGAACCAGCCUUCAAGAUGGUGACACGCGACAAUGAACUCCACUCUGCUGAGUUCGGUUCAACGGUCUUUAUAUUGGAAGCGUUCUUUAUCUCGUUGGCAGUAAGAAAUUAUCAGAACUGGUGUGAAGAGGAGGAAGAAGUGGUUUUGAAGAGACAAACAUCGAACAAGUACGCAUCAAACCCACCGGUUUCUCCGAUCGGUCGGGUAUAGUGGAAAUCAUCUGGUUGAGCUGGCUAGAAUUUAAUACAACUGUAGUUACGAUUUUAUAUAACAUAACAUAAUAGUUUAUAGUUUGCACUGCAGUGUAUAAAAAUAGUGAAAAUGCAUUUUUGUACCUUCAACAUCUUCAAAUCAGCUAAUAAAAAACAAACCAUCAAAUCAUUAUUGGUUAAUUUAAGCUUAUAUCUAGUUAUUAAUGGACUAAUACUACAUGGAUCUAAGUAUGAAUCUACCUCUUAUAUCAGUCUAAAGGUAAGAAAAUUAACUAUUUGUUAUGUGGUUUGCUUGAAUGUUAACAACAUAUGAGGGUUGCUGCUUCGAAUUGAAGAUUAUAAGAUACAUUCAUUGUUAAAUAACUUUGGUGUUGAAAAUUAUGAUAGAUUUUUCUUACUUCCCAUUUCAAUACAUAUGAUGAUUUAAGGAAGUUUUGUCGUUGUUUUCACAAAUCCAAUUUUUUUUUUUUAUCAAUUGUAUUUUUAUUAUUUUAUAUUAAUAUUUAAAUAAAUUAGUUAUCUGUGCAUUGAGUUAAAUGUCAUAUAAUAUGAACCGAAAGAGUAUUUAACAUGAUAUAAAAAUUCUUUUAAGAAAACAUUAUUUAAAAUUAGUAUCUAAUAAAAUAAUUGUAACUAGUGGACUUAUACUACAUUCAUUUUGAUAAAUAAUUUUGAGUUGAAAAUUAUGAUACUUUUUAUUUAACGUGAUGAACAUUCUAAAGAAAUCAUUAUUUAAAAAAUAGAAAGAAUAGUUUUUUUUUCUUAGCAUUUUACCAAAAAAAAAAAUAGUUUUUUUUUUUGGUUUAGUUGAGGAUAAUAGACAUCUAGACAGACAACUCGACUGAUGUGAGGAUACAACCGUAUUUGACAGACAUGCUUCACUGCUUUACCCAACUACACACAGUCCCACAUGCUCCUUCCUCCAAAAUCAUGUCCCACCACGUGUAGUGUUAAUCCUAAAUUAAUAAUUUUAAACCUUU
Molecule: messenger RNA, 2306 nt
Organism: Brassica rapa (field mustard)
Lineage: Eukaryota; Viridiplantae; Streptophyta; Magnoliopsida; Brassicales; Brassicaceae
Source: RefSeq, a predicted model, not a curated record